Messenger RNA from Eublepharis macularius, 909 nucleotides. It is a transcript of the gene TTC9B, whose product is annotated as tetratricopeptide repeat domain 9B. The record is from RefSeq and is a predicted model, not a curated record. NCBI's taxonomy places the organism in Eukaryota, Metazoa, Chordata, Lepidosauria, Squamata, Eublepharidae. Gene Ontology annotation, molecular function: protein binding. The coding region runs from base 1 to 909 and encodes 302 amino acids. The transcript is spliced from 5 exons.
AUGCCCCUGCCCUCCUCUCUCCUUUCAGGGUGCCAUCCCACUGCCAACGAGCCUGGCCCUCCCGGAGACGCUGGAGUUGUAGUUUUUUCCUCAGGCAUCACCUCUGGGCGUCUGAGGAGCGCUGUCCUCGGUGCUGAGGCGGCCGCCGCUCUGCCGAGCAGGAGCGCAUCCUCGGCGGCCAGGCCAGGCCAGGCCAGGCCAGCCGAUCGGUGGCUCUCUGCCUGCCGCGGUCCCGUCGUUCUGCACAACGCCCUGUGGCCGGCGGGGCAGCGGAGGCCCGCGCUAAAGCUGGUCCGGCAUGCGGCGCUGCCUGUGACGGGAGAGAUGGAGAAGAGCUGCCCGGAGGCCGGCGGCGGGAGCGCGGCUGCCGUGGGCGGAGGCGCAGAGCUGGAAGCCAAAGUCCAGAAGGCCGUGGACUUCAAGGCGGAGGGCCAGCGCUGCUACAAGCAGAAGAAAUUCCGCGAAGCCAUCGGCAAGUACCACCGGGCCCUGCUGCAACUCAAGGGGCUGGGGGCCGGGGGGCCGGCGGCCGGGGACCCAGCCGAGAAGAGCCUGCUGGGCAGAGCUGGCUGGCACCGGCUCACCGAGGAGCAGCGGGCGCUGGCCGAGAGCACCGAGAUCGAGUGCUACAACAGCCUGACAGCCUGCCUCCUGCAGUCGGAGCUGGUCAACUACGAGCGCGUGCGCGAGUACUGCCUGAAGGUGCUGGCCAAGGAGAAGAGCCACUUCCAGGCCACCUACCGCGCCGGCGUGGCCUUCUACCACCUGGGCGACUACGACAGCGCGCUGCGCUACCUGCGCCAGGCCCGGAGCCGCGAGCCCGCAGACACCAACGUGCUGCGCUACAUCCAGCUGACCGAGAUCAAGAUCAGCCGCUGCAGCCGGCGGGAGAAGGAGCGCAUCGCCUAG